This is a messenger RNA of Caenorhabditis sp. 36 PRJEB53466, 893 nucleotides long. The record is from the annotation of a GenBank genome assembly. Lineage: Eukaryota; Metazoa; Nematoda; Chromadorea; Rhabditida; Rhabditidae.
AUGACCGAUAAGGAGCACGAGUUUGUCGAGGAAUGGGUCGAAGAGUCGGUCACCGGCACCACGCUUCCUCUUGAUCAACUGGUGAGUCUCCUAAUGUUCUUUAUGUUUUAUGAGUUCUAGCUUUAGGUGUCACUGUAUGGGUAUGCCCUGCUAGGACUUGAAGAAGCCGAUGAAGCUGUGAUGCUGAAAAUUAAGAAGAAGGAGGAGGAGGCAAACGGAGGAGGAAAGGAUGGUGAUGAAACGAAAGAAAGACAAGAAGAAGAACCAGAAAACGAGGGAGGCUAUGAGUAUCCGAAACGGAAGGAAGCAAUGGUGAGGAAAGAAACCUAGAACAUCUUUAAGUUCUUUGUAUAGCUUAAGUUCCACGACUUCUCAGCACAUUCCCCCAGCUCUUUUUUACCAGUGUUCACAAGAAGACGAAGAACAGAGUGUGGAGCGAUUAAACACAAAACAAAUAGGUUAAACACAUCGCCCCCCAAAACGUAAAAAGACGAACCUUUUGUCUAUUGUCUCCUCCCUUCUUCGGAGGUUGCUCCGAGAAAGGAUAGUCUCCCGUAAACGAAGGCUCAGUCGUCUUAAUUGUUUUUGGUUAGCAGCCGCGUGUCCUCUCUUCUUUACUUUUCUUUCCUUCUCGAACUUCGAACUAAUUACGGAGGUCUGUGGAUGAGCACAGCCAUUACGAUAUGAACGAUGGAACGGACGGUCCGGAUGAGGCUUCCACUUCUGCUGCUCCUGAAGUACAUGAGCGGACCCUGAAGACAAACGAACCCACGACGAAUCCGAUGACGACAACGACGACGAGCUCCACGACAUCGACGCCAACGACAGUGCAUAAGAAGGUGAAAAUCGACAAUUCGGUUAGUAUUGUUUUUCCACUGAAAAAUCUGCCGUAA